AUGCAGCGACUCGCUCUCCUCUGGCGGCUGCUCCCGAAAACCAGGAACCCCCCAGCCAGCUACAUCCCCCUCACCACCCAGCCACACCCCCACCCAGACCGACAACCAACCACCAGGACGACCCCCCGGCCAUGGCUCCUCGCCACCCUCGCCCUCGCCCUCGGCGCCCUGCUCGCCCUCUGGCUGGCCUCCGCCGCCCCGCGGCCCCUGGCGCCCCGCCUCGAGCAGCUGCCCGACGAGGCCGACCCGGCUGAGUGCGACCCGUUCAGGAUGCCCGGCUGGCUCGACACCGACCCCGCCGACAUCCUCCGCAACCUCUGGACGCCCUUCGACCCGCGCUGCCCGCCCGCCUCCCUCCUCACCCCGCUCCGCAACGACCUCCAGCACUUCUACAUCCAGAACCCCCACGCCCGUCCGCCCCUCGACGCCCCCGCCAAGUUCGCCCUGCCCUGGCUCGUCAACAGGACCGUCGUCCUCCUCGGCGACUCCAUCGAACGCUUCCACGCCCGCGACUUCUGCGACAUCCUCUCCGCCUCCACCGACCCCCCCUUCCAUCCGCUCUCCGAGAACGGCUUCACUCCCAGCCCGUCCAACUCCUCCACCCCCUCCCGCUCCUUCUUCGUCUCCAACGACACCCCCGACCUCAAGCCCCCCCGCUACCUCUUCGACCCCCUCCAUCCCGACGCCGUCCCGCCCGACUGGCCCGCCGACAAGCGCCAGCUCUACCGCGACCACCAUCUCGAAUGGGCCGACCGGGAUAACAUCCGCACCAGUCCCUGGGUCUGCGAGGUGCCGAGCUACGGCUUCCGGAUCGUCACGCUGUUCACCUUCGGGCUCGAGCCGUACGCCGGGGGCGCGUUCUAUGCGGACCAAGACUGGUACAUCACGCCUGCGAAGUUCGAGGACAAGCUGACGCACACGCUGCGGCCGCUGCUGGCGAACCUGGCCCGGGCGCGCGGCCAGCCGGGGAUCAUGGCGCCCGACCUGCUCGAGCUGAACUCGGGGCUGUGGGACCUCCGGCAAUGGUCGGAGGAGGACGGGCGGACGGCGGGGGUGGCGCUGGACGACACCAGCGAGCUGGUCUAUGCGCCCCUCAGCCGGGCCCGGCUCGGCUGGUGGAAGGAGCGCAUGCUCGCCCUCCUCGCCGCCGUCCACGCCGCCUUCCCCGCCCCUCACACCCCCAUCCUCUGGCGCUCCCUCCACCACACCCGCAGACACUCCGUCGCGCCCUACUCCAGGGUCGAGCAGCUCGACCAAUUCGCCGCCUCUAUCGUCCGCCACAUCCAGGCCGACCCCGCCGCCCCCGACCCCGCCCUCGCCGCCCGCCUCCGCCUCGACUCCUGGGGCCGCAAGAUGCUCGGCUUCGAGAACCACUUCCGCGACCCCGUCCAUCCCAAGGCCGUCCCGGGAAGCGUCCUGUGGAGCGACAUGAUGCUGUGGCAGUCCGUCCCUCUCCCCCCUCUCUUCCUGUGCACGAGCCCCGCCUGA
Molecule: messenger RNA, 1488 nt
Organism: Puccinia triticina
Lineage: Eukaryota; Fungi; Basidiomycota; Pucciniomycetes; Pucciniales; Pucciniaceae
Exons: 5
Coding region: 1-1488 (495 amino acids)
Source: RefSeq, a predicted model, not a curated record